Messenger RNA from Lactuca sativa (garden lettuce), 1010 nucleotides. RefSeq names its product methyltransferase. Gene Ontology annotation, molecular function: methyltransferase activity. Gene Ontology annotation, biological process: rRNA processing. The record is from RefSeq and is a predicted model, not a curated record. NCBI's taxonomy places the organism in Eukaryota, Viridiplantae, Streptophyta, Magnoliopsida, Asterales, Asteraceae.
UAUUAGGAUGAUUCUUUUUUAUUCCUUCAAACUUCAAUCAGAGUAUCUAUCAUUUCACAAAUCCUUGCGCCCAUGCAUAUUUGAGGAAUUUGCAAGAGUUUUCGCGCAGUUUUCUCUCUCAAAAAAUGCUACUUGCUAGCGUCCUCUAGCUGAAGUUUUCUCUCGAAACUUUCGCUUGUAAGUCUUUGCUCGCUAACUGUUCGACGAAUUGCCUACAAGAAAGCUUCAAAUUUGAGAACCACCAUAUCCCUAACUCCGGCGAAUUUUGUGGAUAAAGGAAUGGCGAUGUGUGUCUUUACCACUCACAGCAUGAAGAACUACCAAAUCCCUAAUUCCGGUGCCAAAACGAGAGGAUCCAAAUACACCGGCCAAUCCAUAAAACCACUCCCAAUCCACAUCCUCACAGUCGGCAAAACCAGAUCGCCGGGAGUCCAAUUGAUAGUGAAGGACUACAUGGACAAAAUCAAACCCUACUGCCCGAUUCACGACCUCAGAAUCCGAUCCAACCCCAAGAACUCAACCGAUCCAAGGGUCCAGAUUGAAAACGAAGAGAUAGGUUUCAUGAAUUUCAUCAAACAAGAUGAUUGGGUGGUGAUGUUGGAUGAAAAUGGAAUUGAUUUGAAGUCUGAGGAAAUGGCAGACUUGAUCGGGGAUGCUGGAACUGGAAACAAAGGAAGUGGUUCAAGAAUGGUGUUUUGCAUUGGAGGGGCUUAUGGGCAUGGGAUGAAAGUGAGGGAGAGAGCUAAUUUGAGGGUAAAAUUGUCAUCUUUGGUACUUAAUCAUGAGAUUGCAUUGGUGGUUCUUGUUGAGCAGCUUUACAGAGCAUGGACUAUUCUGAAAGGCCAAAAAUACCAUCAUUAGAAUUUAGAAGUGCACAUCUUGUUCCAAUGAAUUUGAUUUAUUGUUCAUCUUCCUCUUCAAUCUUCAUGUAGAGUUGGUGAAUCAAAUAGUUCUAAAAUCUUUAGUGUAACAUUCAAUCCACAUCUAUCAUGUCAUUAAGACAUUAUCUA